Aspergillus wentii DTO 134E9 is the source of this 495-nucleotide messenger RNA. RefSeq lists its product as uncharacterized. The transcript has a single exon. NCBI's taxonomy places the organism in Eukaryota, Fungi, Ascomycota, Eurotiomycetes, Eurotiales, Aspergillaceae. The record is from RefSeq and is a predicted model, not a curated record. Bases 36 to 422 code for a protein of 128 amino acids.
CUGGUUCGUCUGGGUUGGAUAUUUUAAUUUAAAUUAUGGAAUGGUUUGGGGUUUGGGUGGUUUGUUCCCCCUCCUUUUCGGAAGUUUCCCCAGUCCCCGGAAUAACGGAGUGGAUGAAGGGAUCCCGAAUGAUUUCCGACACAGUCUGCCAUGAUUUCCAUGAAGAAGAAUUAUCCGAAGAUCGCACUCUCUGUGUCUCUCCCAUGCCUCCAUCCAGACUGUCUGACAGCAGAGAGAACGUUUACCCUCCGUGCAUCGGCACAAAACAACAGGCUGAUUGGGCCAGACAGGGCAUCACGUGUGGCUGGCAGAUGGACACGGCAGAUCCACCCGCGCGUCUUUUUUUUCCGCAAUCAAGAUUUGGUCUGAUUUUGAUUGUGAUUCUGAUGGGGAUUGGCGUGGUAGUAAUACUAUUAUGUUAGACUAACCCUCCUAAACUAACUCGCAAGGUCGCCUAUUUUCAGAGCCACCGGGUUCGCCAUUUGAUUGGAUCAG